GUCGUAAACCCUGGACGUGGACCGAAGGUGUUCCCAAAACCCUCCAAACCGCUACCUCUUCCCUCUUCCCCCUAUAGCCUACAUCUCUCUCUCUCUCAAUAUCUAUUGAUGCACUCCUUCUCUACGCUCAAAUCACUCUCUAACUCACAGCUUUUGAAAUGAAAGCAGUAAGGGCGCUAAGAACACUCACCUCCUUCCCCACUGCUCCAUCUUCCAAUCCCUCUCUCUCCCACCCCACUACUUCUGCCUUUUUACACCGCUUCUUCUACUCAGCCCAGCCCCAUCACCUUUUGCCCCCAACUUCUGAAGACUGCGACGCCGCCCACUACUCUGUAUUUGACACCUCCCAUUUUGAUGAUUUCAAUCUCAAUUCCAACAAUACUCAUAAUAAUAGUAAUGACAAGCCAACCUGGGACGACAAGUACAGGGACCGAGUCAAAACCAAAGUGUUCGGCGAAGAUAUUUCGCAUUUCAGGAUUCUGCAGAGAGAAGAGGAGAAGAAGAAGAAGGCUGCCGCGCUUGCCAAGGAGCUGCUAGAGGCUGCCUUGGAUGUAGAUAAGCACGAGGAUGUGGACGAGAGGGAGGUGACGCUGGAGGAUCACAAGUCUUUGUCUGUCGGUAUUAUUGGGGCUCCCAAUGCUGGAAAAUCUGCUCUCACCAAUUACAUGGUUGGGAAUAAAGUUUCAGCUGUUUCGCGGAAGAUAAAUACCACCACUCAUGAAGUGUUGGGGGUGUUGACUAAAGGAGAUACACAAAUUUGUUUCUAUGAUACGCCAGGACUAAUGUUAAAGAAAAGUGGGUUUCCUUACAAUGAUAUCAAAGUUCGCAAUGAAAGCGCAUGGAGUUCCGUUAACUUAUACGAUGUGCUCAUAGUUAUCUUUGAUGUUCAUAGACAUCUUACCAGACCUGAUUCACGAGUGGUUAGAUUGAUCGAAAGAAUGGGUUCUAUAAGCACCACAAAUCAGAAGCGUGUAUUAUGCAUGAAUAAGGUUGAUUUGGUCACAAAGAAAAAUGAUCUACUGAAGGUUAUUGAGGAAUUUAAGGACCUACCUGGAUAUGAAAGGCGCUUCAUGAUCUCAGGACUGAAGGGUGCAGGAGUAAAAGAUCUUACCAAGUAUUUAGUUGAGCAGGCAGUAAAAAGACCAUGGGAUGAAGAUCCAUUCACCAUGAGUGAACAAGUCAUGAAGAACAUAUCACUAGAAGUUGUGAGAGAAAAACUGUUAGAUUAUGUACAUCAGGAAAUCCCAUAUGGCAUUGAACAUCGCUUGAUGGACUGGAAGGAGUUGAGGGAUGGCUCUCUCCGAAUUGAGCAGCAUUUCAUCACUCCCAAGGUUAGCCAACGCAAGAUUCUAGUGGGAAAAAAGGGCUCCAAAAUAGGGAGAAUAGGUGUUGAAGCUAAUGAGGAGCUGAGGUCCAUAUUCAAGAGGAAUGUUCAUCUCAUCCUCAUGGUGAGAGUUAAAUGAUGCAGCUGGUGAAUCAUUUCUACAAUAGCAUAGCAGCCGAAUUCAUGGGUGUACAGAAGGGGUGUCAAUGCCUUAGACCUUCCCAAAAGAGAGGGUCACUUAAUUUGGCAACAAAAGUUCUGGUCUUCCAUAUUCUAGUUGGAUCACCUUUGUCUGCUUCAGAGCAACUCCUUUGAGUUAAUCAAUUAGAUGAAACACAGAAAUGAAGUAUUUUUUGCAUGGAUUUUUCGCCCUUUUUAUCCCCCAUUAAGAUUGCUGGAAGGAUCAUAUAUAAAACAAGAAACAUGUAAAGUUAAGUCAUUCCUUUUGUCCUUGUUUCUAUUUCUUGUCC
Sesamum indicum (sesame) is the source of this 1794-nucleotide messenger RNA. Its product is annotated as GTP-binding family protein. Gene Ontology annotation, biological process: ribosomal small subunit assembly. Gene Ontology annotation, molecular function: GTP binding; ribosomal small subunit binding; rRNA binding. The record is from RefSeq and is a predicted model, not a curated record. NCBI's taxonomy places the organism in Eukaryota, Viridiplantae, Streptophyta, Magnoliopsida, Lamiales, Pedaliaceae.